Molecule: messenger RNA, 2536 nt
Organism: Gadus macrocephalus (Pacific cod)
Lineage: Eukaryota; Metazoa; Chordata; Actinopteri; Gadiformes; Gadidae
Gene: psmc3ip
Product: PSMC3 interacting protein
Exons: 8
Coding region: 1744-2382 (212 amino acids)
Biological process (GO): homologous chromosome pairing at meiosis; meiotic joint molecule formation; meiotic strand invasion involved in reciprocal meiotic recombination
Cellular component (GO): condensed nuclear chromosome; DNA recombinase auxiliary factor complex
Molecular function (GO): double-stranded DNA binding; recombinase activator activity
Source: RefSeq, a predicted model, not a curated record
GUGACUUUAUUUUCCAGCAGCCAUGCUCCUGAGUGGCUUCAUUUGAUCACUGUGAAGUACAAUUUUUUUUUAUCUGUUUUACAACCUCUUUCUCAUAUUCUGGUAUUUAAGUGUUUACUUCACUCCUCCUGUGAGUACAUUUUUGUUGUAGGCUGAGCAAUACUUUAAUCCAACAAAGAAGUAAAGGAAAUCUUAACCUCAUUACGUCAAAAACCAGCAUUAUUGAGACUAUGUCCACUAUGGUCAUUUCAACAUGCAAAUGAUGAGGCUGAAGAGAAAAGUUGACCGUCAGGAGAUCUAAAUUCACAGGGCUACAUAACAUGGGACCAAACAUGACAUUCCUUUUGGUUUGUGCUGACAAGCACCUUUUGAGUGACAGCUUGAUAUUGAUCUACUUGCUGAUAUUAAAUAGUUUGAUAUUUUCUAUAUUAGUUUUUGGUCAAUCAUGCUAUGUAAGCAUGGCAACAGAAGUCCUUGAGAGGACAAAGCAAUUGUAUAGUUACAACAACCGAUCAAUUAUAUAAAAAAGAACAGCAACCAAGUUUAGCUUAUAACUUGACGUUGGAUCUAAGUAGCAUCUGUGUUUCGUAUAAGCUACUCUUGAGAUCCCCCUUUAACUUCUACUCUUAAUAUUUCUCAUAAUAGGAAUCUCAAUAGUUUUAGAUAUACAUUUUAUUUUGCUGGUAGUCAGGACAAUAAUUUGGCUGCACAUGUUAAGAUACUAAAGAUAAUGCUAUGUAGUAAUGCUUAAUACGUUUAUUUUAUGCAUCUUUCCUUCAAGGUGAAAAGCACUGCUUAGAUUUUCUGUGAUCUCAAGAUGGAGGUUUUAUUUUUUAUUUUUUAACAAAUGUUUUUACAGUUUGAACCACAUGAUUGAUCAAUGUAAAGUUACAUUGAUGAGUGUUUUGGUUUAACUGCAAUACAAACAAAAUCUCCUUGGAUCUGUAUUAAAUCCAGAAAAUGCUGUUAUUUUUCUGACAUAGAAGAAUUAUGUUUACAUUCAACCCUGUAUUAAGUCUGAUAGCCUUUUGAUAUAAGUGUGAGUAUGUAAAGAGUGAAUUCUGCUCCUGAAAGAGCACACGUGCGCAGUAAAUAUUUUCAUGCUGGACUGUCUGACCUUAUGACAGGCAAACUAGUUAUAUUGUGUAUUCUUUAUGUCAUCAGAGUAACAAUGGGAAUGGUACCUCUUCAUUCAAACUGAAACGAGCCACAGCUGUUGUCCUAUUGAAUAUAUCCACCAAUCGGAAUACUUGCAAUAAUGUUCUUCUAUGUGCUUAUUUCAUGAAGGAACCCAAUUGCUCAAUUAUGUUCUUAUUUUCAAAAGAAUAUUGAUGGGAAAUUCAGUACAAUAGAAACUAAUUCUGAACACCCAUUCACACACAGAAUAGGCCAUUGGGGAACAAAAUAUAUGGCAGUUAUGAUUAGAGUGGAAAGUUGCACAUUAUUGCUCAAUGAAAUUUUAAUGAGCGAUGAUCAAUGUUUAAAACAUUUUUGUAACUGGGUUUGAUUUUGAUGUGCAACUCUUCGAAAAAUAAAUAAAAUUUGCAACUCUGUUUUGUUUGUAUAAUUAUUUAAAUAUAAAAUAGGAUAUCACAAUAUCUUUAUCACGUUCUGUUCUCGGCGGAAGUUCAUACGAUAUACCGGUACGCGUCAUUUGACGCGUGUUGACGUAUUGUUUUGACGCAUAUUUCGCGGGGAUUUACAACGUUUUGAGUUUAGUUUUGGUGAUAUAGUGAUGACAAAAUGAGCAAAAAAGACAACAGCGUGGGAAUCAUUUUUGCAUAUUUGAAUGAAAAGAACCGUCCUUAUAGUGCAACAGAUGUUUUCACCAAUUUACAAAAACAGCAUGGACUGGGGAAAACGGCAGUAGUCAAAGCCAUGGAGCAAUUGGCGGUGGAAGGGAAGAUUAAAGAAAAAGUAUAUGGCAAGCAAAAAAUAUAUUUCGCCGACCAGAGCCAAUUUACACAAGUGAAUGAUGCAGACCUGAAGGCCAUGGAUAACCAGAUCUCAGGGCUCAGCACUCAAGUGCAGUCCAUCAAUCAGAGCUGCAGGCAGCUGGAUGCAGAACUGAAAGUACUCCAAGGCUCAUUGACAACAGAGGAACUGACAUCAGAGAUAAAGAAGCUGAAAGAGGACUGUUCUGGUUACCGGGUGCGUCUGCAGAAGAUCCAAUCAGCAACUAAUCAUAUCCCACCAGAAGAGAAGGAGAAGGUUUACAAACAACGUGAUGUAUAUGUGAAAGAGUGGAAAAAGAGAAAAAGACUGGCAUCAGACAUGAUGGAUGCCAUUCUGGAAGGAUAUCCCAAGAGCAAGAAGCAGUUUCUAGAGGAAGUUGGCGUUGAGACGGAUGAAGAUUCCAAAGUGGUUUUACCGACUACUUGAGACGGAAAUCCUUUUCAUUUAUUUAUCCGAUAUAGAUUACCAGGAUCUGGACACAAAAUUAUAUCCAAAUGUACAAGAAGGAGAUUCAUUUUAUUUAAACGUCAACAAUUUCCUUUCAAUGAGUUGGUAAAUAAAAAUAAACAUAAAAUACAAA